AUGUCAGGUGUAAGCUCUGUUAUGCUCGGUCUUCGACCUGCUACAAGAAUUUUUUUCCGCAGUAAUAUUUCGGUUUCACCUUCGAGGACUUUUGUAUCAUAUAUUGGAAGAUCCCAGAGCACGUCGAUACUCAAAAAUGCUCCCAACUUAGAGGACAAUGUCACAAAUCUUCAGAAAAUUAUACCGAAACGGUUCUUUUCUCAAACAUCAAUUUUGAAAUCAAGGUGGAAGCCUAUAUUCAAUGAAGAAACUACUAAUCGAUACGUACGUUUGAACAGGUUUCAGCAGUACCAGCAGCAGAGAAGCGGCGGCAAUCCUCUGGGCUCUAUGACUAUUUUGGGGCUCUCUUUAAUGGCAGGAAUAUAUUUUGGCUCCCCUUAUUUGUUCGAGCACGUUCCACCCUUUACGUAUUUUAAGACGCAUCCAAAGAAUCUGGUAUACGCGUUAUUAGGCAUCAAUGUUGCCGUAUUUGGACUAUGGCAGCUACCCAAAUGCUGGAGGUUUCUACAGAAGUACAUGUUGCUGCAAAAGGAUUACGUAACUAGCAAAAUUUCGAUAAUCGGAAGUGCGUUUUCACAUCAAGAAUUCUGGCACUUAGGUAUGAACAUGCUAGCGUUGUGGUCCUUUGGUACUUCACUCGCAACAAUGUUGGGAGCAUCCAAUUUUUUCUCCUUAUAUAUGAAUAGUGCCAUUGCAGGUUCUUUGUUUUCGUUAUGGUAUCCAAAACUGGCACGCCUAGCCAUUGUCGGACCUAGCUUGGGUGCCAGUGGAGCGCUAUUUGGGGUUUUAGGAUGUUUUUCAUAUCUAUUCCCACACGCUAAAAUUUUGCUGUUUGUUUUCCCAGUCCCAGGUGGGGCUUGGGUAGCAUUCUUGGCUUCAGUGGCAUGGAAUGCAGCUGGUUGUGCUUUAAGAUGGGGGUCAUUUGAUUACGCUGCGCAUUUAGGUGGCUCUAUGAUGGGGGUCUUGUACGGAUGGUAUAUAAGUAAAGCUGUAGAGAAACAAAGGCAGCGUCGCCUUCAGGCUGCUGGUAGGUGGUUUUAA
Molecule: messenger RNA, 1041 nt
Organism: Saccharomyces cerevisiae S288C
Lineage: Eukaryota; Fungi; Ascomycota; Saccharomycetes; Saccharomycetales; Saccharomycetaceae
Gene: PCP1
Product: rhomboid protease PCP1
Exons: 1
Coding region: 1-1041 (346 amino acids)
Biological process (GO): protein maturation
Cellular component (GO): mitochondrial inner membrane; membrane
Molecular function (GO): serine-type endopeptidase activity
Source: RefSeq, marked reviewed